This is a messenger RNA of Cylicostephanus goldi, 1043 nucleotides long. Lineage: Eukaryota; Metazoa; Nematoda; Chromadorea; Rhabditida; Strongylidae. The record is from the annotation of a GenBank genome assembly.
AUGUUAUACGUAAGAUUGCCUGUUGAAGUCCAGUCACGUUACAACUUGCGAAUUUCAGCAGCACGAGCUCAGUAUGAGUACGCUUUCGUUUUACGCACACAAGCUGAACAGACGCCUGACCUCCUGCUCAGACGACGAGACGCUUUAGCAGUUGCUUCUACGCUGUUGGACCUUUUACCCAUAGAGGAUCGCUUUUUGUCGUUUCCGCAUGAGCUCGACGAAGAAAUUGAUGGAGAUGAAGUCGUUGCAUCUUCUACGGAUAUCACACAGGAGAUGAUAGAUGCUGCGAUGGGUGAUGUCAUCGCAGAUGAACUGAAUAUGGAGGUGCCGAAGCGGACGGCUGUUCGCAAGAGAAUGUUUAUACUCUCAGCAGAAAAACUGUGCGAGGAGUGGGUAAUUGCAAAUGCUCGUGUGGCGUUAUUAUCCACAGGUAAAGUUCCACCAACUGAGCCAAAGGAAAUAGUGGACAGUCUGAUAGAAAUCAAGAACUACGAUGUUGCAUUUGAUGUGUGCAGACACUGUGACGUCUCUAUAUGCGACGUUCUGUAUGCCGUCACUCGAGAAGCAAUUAUGGUAGACGCAGAUCCACCAGAGGCUCCUCCAGCUUGGGUGCAGUUGAAUCAACGGAGGGCAGAAAAACGUCUUAGAGGUCACUGGGCCAUUGUACGAGGAUUGUUAGCAGCUGCUCAACGAAUCUGGCCGAAUGAUUCACGCCCAUUACGCGCAAUCACUCGCGCAUUUCUCAGUCAUAAUGUCCCUGUGCCUUGUUGGCUUGAUGCAGAGUAUACGGAGAAGGAUGUUAACGGUUAUCUGCGGUGUCUUAUUGACUACGGUGCUGUUAAGCAAGGUCUAAAGGUGGCAGCAAACUGUGUAGAAGAGGAGACAAAGAAGGUGACGUCAAUCGACUCUAGAGUUUGGUUGCCAAUUAGCGCCAUUAAUGAUUUGCUAGAUUUGGGGAUGAAAUGCAAGGAAACGGCUGUGAGUACCACAAAAUUAUUUCACUCCUUUUUUGUAACUACAUACCAAGAGUGCCAAUUUUAGCU